Molecule: messenger RNA, 858 nt
Organism: Cetraspora pellucida
Lineage: Eukaryota; Fungi; Glomeromycota; Glomeromycetes; Diversisporales; Gigasporaceae
Source: the annotation of a GenBank genome assembly
AUGAAAGCAAAUAAAAAGAAAGAAUUGACUGAAGAACUAUUUUCUUAUCAACAAUAUCAGCAUGAAGAAUUAGGGAAAAAAUUCCAAGAAUUAGGGAAAAAAUUCCAAGAAUUAGGGAAAAAAUAUUGCCAAGGCAAUUUUUCCCCGGUCCCAAAUCCACCACGAAAAACACGCCUGAGCCCGCGAAUAUUUUCAGAACGAGAUAAGAACCAGUUUUUUCAACAAAAAAUAGCCUUAGCAUUAAGCCGAGAAACCGCUCGGAAAAUUAUUUUUACCCGCUUCGAGUUUGCCGAAAAGAUUAAUAAAUUAGACUCGGCCACGAGGAAAAUAAUUGAAGGAAAGAUUGUUCCCAAAAAUGGCAGCAGUUACUCGCAACAUAUUAGUUAUUUGAGCGAGCGAAAAUUAGAAGAUUAUGUGCAAUUAGUAAUCAACCAAUUCCGUGCUAAGAUUGCGGCUACGAAUAUUUUACCCGAAACCGUUCGAGUUUUUCGCAACACCAAAGACCUUUUAGAAAGUCAACAACGACAAUUAAUUAAUAACCAAAACCGAGAACUAGACACAGCCCGGCAAAAUGCUUGGUUCCAAAUCAACCAAGAUUUAACCCAGAUUCAGAAAGCCGGAUUUGAGUUGGAAGAUUUUACCCGCGGUCAAGAAAAUUACCUCGCCGCCAAAAAAGUUUUACUGGAUAUUUUAAACCGAGUGAAAGAAAUUACUUCCCAAAGCACCCGAGCCGAGUUGGGAGAUAUAAUUAGCGAAUUAGACCGUCAGUAUCAAAAAUGCCAAGAAGAUAACGACUUAAAAUUGCUUGUCCAAGAACUAAACUUGGAACCAAAUUUGGCUACCCUCAAAAAUUUCUGA